Molecule: messenger RNA, 1400 nt
Organism: Chelonoidis abingdonii (Abingdon island giant tortoise)
Lineage: Eukaryota; Metazoa; Chordata; Testudines; Testudinidae
Gene: EMC4
Product: ER membrane protein complex subunit 4
Source: RefSeq, a predicted model, not a curated record
UCGAGAGUCUGCGCCUGGGGACCCCCAGGUCAGGGUCCAGGAGCUUGAAACACCCUAUGCGAUCCCGAGGCUGGGAUCUCCUCAGUCUGCAAGGGGCUGGGCUGGGGGGGGGGGCUUGCUAGGAAAUGGGACCCUGCCCCCCCCCCCUAGUUUAUUAGUGGCUACAUCUCAGUGCCAAGCAAGCUGUCCCCUUUCGGUGUUACAUGUGGCUGUUCCCCAGCUGCUCCACCCCAGAGCUGGCUGCAGUCCCCUAGAUGCACAAAGCUCCCGCCACCUCCUCCCUCUCUCCCUCCCCAGGGGCCGCAACGACCGGGGCAGUGGCCAAGGCGAAUCCCUCUAUCCUGUGGGCUAUUCAGACAAGCAGGUCCCUGACACCAGCGUCCAGGAGACCGACCGUAUCCUGGUGGAGAAGCGGUGCUGGGACGUGGCGCUGGGGCCGCUGAAGCAGAUCCCCAUGAACCUCUUCAUCAUGUACAUGGCAGGGAACACCAUCUCCAUCUUCCCCACCAUGAUGGUGUGUAUGAUGGCCUGGCGCCCCCUGCAGGCCCUCAUGGCCAUCUCUGCCACCUUCAAGCUGCUGGAGAGCUCCAGCCAGAAGUUCCUGCAGGGGCUGGUGUAUCUGAUCGGGAACCUGCUGGGGCUGGCACUGGCUGUUUACAAGUGCCAGUCCAUGGGGCUGCUGCCCACCCACGCCUCCGACUGGCUGGCCUUCAUCGAGCCCCCUGAGCGGAUGGAGUACACAGGUGGGGGGCUGCUGCUGUGACUCCCAACAGCCCUCACCCCUGGAGUGAUCGCAGGCCUUCCAGGAGGACCUGGAGUCUCCACCCCUCCUGCUGGGCUCUGAGCCCCCACCAUCCUCUCCAAGCCUCCCCCUCCCUCAGGGGGAGGGGCAAAUAAAGCUGCUGUGUAGAGGUGGCUCCACUGCCUGCUGGGGGGGGAGUGCACCCAACCAGCACAGUCUGGAUUUUCCCUUCCAUGUGCAAGCAUCAGCCCACAGCUAUACGUAAUGUACAAAAUUUUAUUCUUUACACAGUUCUGGUACAGAGCAAAAAAAAAAUCCCUCCUCACCCUUAACACUGUAAACUGGGGCUUGACCCCCAAUAAAUUAAGUCCCCCUCCCCCCCAAAGAUCAAGUAGUGGCUGCCAGGCCCUGCCUUCCAACUGAAGCUGUAGGGGGAGAGGAGAGUGGAUUUGCCUGUUUCAGGGCUGCCCUGGGCUCCAGCAACGGCUUGUCCAGCCUGCCAUGGUUAGUGCUGAAAGACAACAGCAGCCCGGGGGUGGGGGGGAGNNCACAGUGGGGACCUCAUGUCUCUGCCCUUUCUUGAUCCAGCAACCCCACCCCCAGUUCAGCCCUAUGGCUAUUGGGCAGGAGUGAAUGUGAAAUAAAAAGUUAAGCCACA